Messenger RNA from Periconia digitata, 1980 nucleotides. Lineage: Eukaryota; Fungi; Ascomycota; Dothideomycetes; Pleosporales; Periconiaceae. The record is from the annotation of a GenBank genome assembly.
CAACUCGGUCGAACACGGAAAAUGUCCUAUUCUACCCAGUCCGGUCGGAAGAUCGUGUGUAUUCCGUGUCGGGCACGGAAGAAGCGAUGCGAUGGUCGGCGGCCUGUCUGCUCUUCCUGCCGCGAUCGAUUCGUUGGCUGUCGAUACCCAAGCGUCGCCUCGUCGCCUCAAUCAAUAGCAAACCCCCAAUUCACCACUCUCGGAAAUAGUCCCGUCACGGGCUCUUGGUCAACGGCAUACGAACCGGUGAAUCAGCCUCCGUUAGUAGCCUCGAUAGCCUCGCCAACCGUUGAUCUCAACAACUUAUUCCAGACUUCGGAGAGUUUCCAGGACAUGCCCAUGACAACUGAUAUAGAUGACCAAGGAAUUUUUUCAUGGAUCCCCGCCGACGGAGACCAAAACAACUUUUUAUGGCAGCCGGAUAUGCCUGGGAGCCUUUCGAAUCAAUUAAUCAACGUGGACACGCCGCGAGACAAAAGUCCUACUCAUCUUACGGGGCCUAAUACCCUUAGUGUCGAAGCGACAUCUCUACCGAAUCUGGAGGAGCUGACGAAACUCGUCGAUGUCUAUUUCCGACGGGUUCAUGACUUUCUACCGGUCCUGCACAUGUCCACGUUCAAGGAUUCCCUUGGCGCAACUAGUGACGAAAAUCACGCUUCCGCUCUCCUCUAUGCCGUUAUCUCGCUCGCAACAUGUGAGCGCCAGGAAAAUUCGGUCAUAACCUCAAGGGUUCGGUGGUAUAAGAAAGCCAAAGAACAAUAUUCUUCUACCAGCCAGUUGCCUGACGAACCAAUCCCUGCUUUACAAGCUGCUGUCUGUCUUAUCUUCCAAGGUAUGAUGAUCAACGAUUGGAACUUUGCCUGGCUCACUCUUGGAAAAGCUUGGAGACAAGUGGUGGCUUUGGGAUACCACCGGCUGGACAGCGAGCAUGGCAAAGCUAUGCCAGGUGCGCCGCCACUGCCUAGCAACUGGAUUCAGCGAGAAUCCAUUCGGAGGAUUGUGUGGACUCUUUAUAUUCUCGACCGCGGACUGUGCUCUCCUGUUGGUCUUGUGUGCAACAUAGAAGACAAGUACAUCCACACCAACCUGCCCAUGGACGAGGAGCAGUUCCAGCAAUCGAUCCGUCCAGAGAGCGACACAGCUGUCAAAUUCACCUGUUCAUUCGACGUAUUGCUCGAUUCUGUCCGCCAAACAGCAAUGCGGAAACAGUCUGACAAUCGAUUGCACUAUCUUAUACUAGCAUAUAUGUUACUGGGCCGUGUCGUAGCUCAUUACCAGCACUCGGAUGACUUGGAGAUUAGCGAAAAGGAGUCCGGCUUCGAUAAACUCGAAGGAUGGCUUGUGAAUCUGAGGCUUUGCCUUCCCCAUUCUGCCACGAGUCUAUCAGCUGCGCCGUUGGAGCACCUAAGGUGGGUCGUGUGGUUGAAUGUUGUCAUGAGCAUCAAUACCAUCUUCCUCUACCAUGGUAAAGAUGCACAUGAUGCUAGCCUCGGAGUUACACAUUGGUAUCACUGUCUCGCGGCUGCUCGAAAAACGGUUGCGAUGAUCCGAGAAGCUGCAGUAAUCUCUGCAGAUCUGCUACUCAAUCCGCAUACCGCGUCGCCGCUGUUCUGCAGCUCUCGCAUUCUCAUCAUCGAAUAUCUGGUGCCAGCCACAUUAGGUGAUGGCUCAAACGGCACAGAAGGUGGACUUUCAACACCACCUUUCGACGCAAGGGCAGCGAAUGGGCCGCAGGGUGCUCACUCGUCGGUGCAAGACCCAAGUCUGAAAAAAGACGUUGAUCUCACCAUUCUUGUUUUCGAGCGGCUAGCGGAAGCAUUCGGCCCUAUCGGGACAAAGUUCAAGAAAGGCAUGAUUUAUCAUCUGGCACAGGAUAUGGGUAAUGCUGCUCAACUCAAGAGAAACGGUAUCAAGGAUAUCAUGUCCGGGUGCGCAUCGUGGGGUGCAGCACCUCCGGGCUUCGGAGGCGUUUCUUCCUAA